AACAGAUUGACUUAAAAUAUAAGCUGAUCGUUACGCGCCUUUAAUUUUCACUGACUUGAUGUUACAAAAACAUAGAACAAUAAAGUUUUGACGCGUUGUAUUCCAGAAUCUUUUUGUCAUUGCAAGUUAGUAAAAAAAUAUUUUAAAAAUAUCCUUAGAAAAAUUAUUUGCAGAAAAAAAAUUAGAACUUUGGAACAGAAAAGACCUCGAGUACCGUGAGAGAAGAGUGGGAAAAGAAUGGCCCCUCAGCACUGCAGAUGCAGGAAGGGCACUGUGCCCCGUGCAUUCACCAGACAGGGCUUCACCCUCUACGAGAGACUGGACCUGGAGAAGGACCACUGCACGGAGAAGGACAUUGUCAAACAGUACAAGAGAUUGACAGAUGAAAACCACCCGGACAAACAUCCCGAUGACGAAGAGCGCAAAGUCAAGUUUGUUCAGGUGUCUGAAGCAUACGCAGUACUCAGUGACCCCAAGAAAAAAGAAGUCUACGACAAAUUCGGCAGUUUGGGCAUCCACGUUGGCCAACUGGUGGGAUACAACAAAGUGGAAAAGUAUCUCACGAAAAGGUCGGCAGGGUACAAAUUCACGACAGUGAUGAUAUUUCUACUGACCGGCUGUUGUUUCUGUUGCUGCUGCUACUUCUGUUUCUGCUUCUGCUGUGGAUUGUGUCUACCCAAAAGGGACACUAAGACAGCCAGGGGUAUCAAAGAGGGCAGAAUUGAGUCACAAAACCCAUACGAGAAACACAUGGACAAAGGGCAAAAAUCAUGGAAAGAGAAGGUGGUCACAGAGCAGCCUCGAAACAACAGCAACAACAACAAUAGCAGAACCAAAGAAGAGAAAAAACGCACUCCCACAACCCCUCAAGUGGAGAUCAAAGAUUCAGACUCCUCAAAUGACGAAAAAAAGAGGGAAAAAGACAAAGAUGUUGACAACUCAUUAGACAAUGAUGCCUAUAUGUCCGUUUCUCGGCAGGCCAACAACACUCUACGUAGUCAGGAGAGAGACAGAGGCUCAUACAGCAACCGAAUGUAG
Messenger RNA from Symsagittifera roscoffensis, 1038 nucleotides. RefSeq names its product dnaJ homolog subfamily C member 5B-like. Bases 238 to 1038 code for a protein of 266 amino acids. Lineage: Eukaryota; Metazoa; Xenacoelomorpha; Acoela; Convolutidae. The record is from RefSeq and is a predicted model, not a curated record. The transcript has 8 exons.